AUGACUCCUGCAGGGUCUCAGAAGGGUGGGGUUGUUGUUGCUGCUGCUCCGCAGCAGCAACAGCAGCCGCUGCAGCAGCAGGCAUCUCUCUCUAGAGCAGAAGCAGCAAAGCAGCAUAUUUUAGCUGUUACUCGCGACUACCGCGUAGCCCCUCGCCUUGACUACCGCACAGUUGCAGGCGCUGAGGGUCCUUUGGUUGUGUUUGAUGAUGUUAAGUUCCCAAAGUACUACGAGAUCGUUACUCUUCAUUUAGGAGAUGGAAGCGUACGAGAGGGACAAGUACUGGAGAUAAAGGGUCGGCGCGCAGUGGUGCAGGUUUUUGAAGGGACGUCUGGCAUUGAUAACCGGCACUGUCAUGCAGAGUUUCGAGGCGAUGUUCUGAAGAUGGGGAUAUCAGAAGAUAUGCUAGGAAGAGCAUUUAACGGGAGCGGGAAGCCUAUAGAUAGAGGGCCUCGAGUAUUAGCAGAAGAUUAUUUAGAUAUCAACGGCUUUCCUAUUAACCCUCAAUGCCGGGUGUAUCCUAGAGAGAUGAUUCAGACAGGGAUAAGCACCAUUGAUGUUAUGAACUCAGUUGUUAGAGGUCAAAAAAUACCUCUCUUCUCUGCUGCAGGUCUUCCGCAUAAUGAGAUAGGUGCACAGAUAUGCAGACAAGCUAGUCUUGUUGCAGGAAAAGAUGUCUUAGAUCACUCAGAUGAGAAUUUCGCUGUUGUAUUUGGUGCUAUGGGUGUUAAUAUGGAAACAGCCCGUUUCUUUAGACAAGAUUUUGAAGAGAACGGUAGUAUGGAGAGGGUUGCAUUAUUUCUUAACUUAGCUAACGAUCCUACUAUUGAGCGUAUUAUAACUCCUCGUCUUGCUCUGACUACAGCUGAGUACUUAGCCUUUGAAAAAGAAAUGCAUGUAUUUGUUAUACUUACGGAUAUGUCUGCAUAUGCAGAUGCGCUCAGAGAAGUCUCUGCAGCAAGAGAAGAAGUCCCAGGAAGAAGAGGAUAUCCUGGUUAUAUGUAUACAGAUUUAUCAACUAUAUAUGAGCGUGCAGGCAGAGUAGAAGGCCGGAACGGCUCAAUAACUCAAUUUCCUAUUCUAACAAUGCCGAAUGAUGAUAUUACACACCCUAUACCAGAUCUAACAGGUUAUAUUACAGAAGGACAGAUCUUUGUUGAUAGAGCUCUUCAUAAUAGACAAAUAUACCCCCCUAUUAAUGUCUUACCAUCCCUCAGCAGACUUAUGAAAAGCGGCAUAGGAAAAGGAAUGACGAGAGAAGACCAUCCAGCUGUCUCUGAUCAGCUGUACGCAAACUACGCCAUAGGACAGGACACACGGGCGAUGAAGGCAGUGGUUGGUGAGGAGGCUUUGUCUGCAGACGACAUGCUGUACAUGGAGUUUACAGAUAAAUUUGAACGGCGCUUCCUGCAGCAGGGGGCCUAUGAAGGCCGCGAUAUAUACCAAAGUCUUGACAUAGCGUGGGAGCUGUUGCGUACUUUCCCUGAAGAUAUGCUGAAAAAAAUUAAAGAAGAUCUCCUUAGAAAAUACUAUCCCAGGACAAAAUACAUGGAAACCCAAGCCAGCGAAAAGAAACAGCCCCCACAGCCACAGGCCUAA
Molecule: messenger RNA, 1599 nt
Organism: Eimeria acervulina
Lineage: Eukaryota; Apicomplexa; Conoidasida; Eucoccidiorida; Eimeriidae
Product: vacuolar ATP synthase subunit b, putative
Exons: 3
Coding region: 1-1599 (532 amino acids)
Biological process (GO): proton transmembrane transport; ATP metabolic process
Cellular component (GO): proton-transporting V-type ATPase, V1 domain
Molecular function (GO): ATP binding; proton-transporting ATPase activity, rotational mechanism
Source: RefSeq, a predicted model, not a curated record